GCCCCUGUGCUCUGAAGUAUCAUGCCGAAGUAUUCGGGGAAGCAAGACAAGCAGAGCACCGAAGAGGGAAGACGAAAGCUACGAAGGCCUUUUCAGCCAGGCAGCUGGCACUCGCAGCUGGGAGACUCGGCUCCGAGUCCGUGGUCAAGCUCGUCAAACGGACGACCCCGCGGACCAGGUGGCUUUGCUCUACGGCUCCCCAUGUGUUUCUGAUCAGCAGAAGACAUGUGCUGGGCAACGACCCGAGAAGCUAGCUCGUGGGAUCGGACGAGGGUUGUGCUCGCCAUCAAUGGAGACGGACAAGUCCAUCUUCAACGGCUAUGCAGGCACUCGUUCCCGACCCUGGCAAGGGCCUCCCUAUGCCAUCGACCAGGAUGCAUUGCCACAAGCUGCCCAAGUCCGCAGGGCUGCGCAGGCAGUUCUCCGCGUGGAGGCAAAGCGUCGAGCCGUGGCGAAGAAAGCUGCAAAGCAGGUUCAGGCUUUGUUGCGCCAGCUACAGCGAAACGAAGCGAGUAGACCUUUCCACUUAAGGCAGCGGCUGGAGGAGGAGCAGCGAGCCGCUCGCGCAGGAGAUUGCGAAGUUCUGGAGUGGUUGCUGUCGAGCAGCCGAGUGCAGCAGCGACAUGCAGCUAGGACCCAGCAGCACUUCGAGAAUAUGCAGGCGCUGCUGUCUCGAAGUGAGGCCUUCUCCAGCGAGGCUCCUCGAGAAGGCCUGGAGAAAGAGCCUCAGCGCGCUUACUUCCGUGGGCAGCUUGCAGGAUUGAUUCGCAGCAACCCGCAGCUAGAUUUCUGUUUCCUACAAGGGCAUCUACCGGCCGAGGUUGCCCCCGAAGCCUCGGGUGCAUGGAACGUAGUAUUGCGGCCUCACCAGCGACAAGCGUGGCAGUAUUUCAGCCUUCGCAACGAUCCAGGCGCAGAGGACCCAGCAAAGCGCUGGCGGGCGGGCCACGACACCGCGGACGGGUUGGAGCACGUUUGGGAAGACACUGUUGCAGAGGUGACUGCUAAUGGGCCCUUCUUCGCCACGGUGGGUUUCAGUCAGGGUGCAAAUGUCGCCGCAGCUUUGCUGGCGAAGCAGGCCUGUUCCAAGACGGACUUGGGCUUUCGCUGCACGGUGAACCUCUGUGGUGGAAUCUGGGGGUUCUGGGACAAGACUCCGCGCUCCUGGUGGUCCUCGGGCUCCCCUCCGCAGCUUCCAAUUAGAGGCGUUCCGUCUUUGCACAUCUUGGGCCGUGCCGACCCCUACUUGGCGCAGUCGAGAUACCUGGUGGAGAGCUAUGUCCCUUGCGAGGGGCGGCGCGUGCUUGAGCACGAAGGCGGUCACACGCCUUUUCCGUUUGACAGGGACAAACGCCUGGAUGUAAUUCGGGAUGCGCAGAACAGCUUGGAAGAGCUGGAAAGAUCCCCAAGGCUCCAUUACGAGGACUUCGAUCGCCGCAAUAUGUCCAAGCAGAUCACGACCGAAGUGCCGGUCCUUCUGCUGCGACAUCCAAUUCGCGAGUAUCAGCACAUAGGCGGGCAUCCCGGCCUGCACUGGCUCGCCACUCUGCACGACAAACAGUUUAAUGGCAUACUGGCUGACGAGAUGGGGCUUGGCAAAACCAUUAUGACCAUUGCGCUGCUGGCCCACCUUGCUGUUCAGAACCUCGGCAGUAUGUGCUUGCUCCUUCUGUUGAAAGUUCAGUUUGAUGCCGGCAUUCUUGCGAGGAAAGAGGUCUGGGGUCCUCACCUGGUCGUGGUUCCCACCUCGCUGCUCAUGAACUGGGUAAAGGAGCUGCAAAAGUGGGCUCCAGCACUGCAGGAACGCCGCGACAAGCGACGCGGAUGGGGCGGUGAAGAUGCUUUUCAUGUUUGUGUGGCUUCGUAUACUGUGGUGCUGCAGGAUCUUCGGCCUUUGCCGCUCGACAGGUCGAACUAUCGUUCCCAGAAAUGGCAGCAGCUGAUGCGCUUUAAAUCCGAGCGCCGUUUGCUGCUGACAGGGACACCUUUACAGAACAAUCUGACGGAGCUGUGGUCCCUGCUGCAUUUUCUUAUGCCGGACAUGUUUCAGUCUUACACAGACUUCAAGGAAUUUUUCGCAGACCCUCUGCACCUGGCCUUGCACGAACACCGUGUGAAACAGGAGCAGGAGCUCCGAGUAGAGCUUGUGGCGCGACUACACAAGGUCAUCCGACCCUUUCUGUUGCGAAGGUUGAAGAGCGAGGUGGAGCGUCAGUUGCCAAAGAAGCACGAACACGUUGUAUCCUGCCCUCUAUCCCGGCGCCAGCAGGUCCUCUACGAGGAAUUUAUGAGAAGGCGCCAGACGCAACAGAUCCUCAAGAAAGGAAAAGUGUGUAAUCAUCCAGAGCUCCUGGAACCUCGGGGUGCAGAUACUUCCUUCGUCAUGAAUCCUUUGGCCGUCAAUCUUCCGCCACUGGUGUCACUGGACUUGUGGCUGAAUGUGGCUGGGAGGAUUUCUUUGUGGAAGUUCGAGCUGAUGUUGAAAACCCAGAGUCACAAAGCUCUGCCAAUCUCGGAGGUGGUGGAAAUGAGCCUGGACCAAGCUCCGAAGAGGAGGCGCGUGUCGGAAGCAGCAGCCGAGUUGAGGUGCCAAGUCUCACCGGGCAGCCGGGAGUUUCUAGAUGAGUGGCACUUGCAGAUGUGCCGCGUGGACGAAGAGCGGAAACGCGAACGCUGCAGUGCUGUCUCUGCUGUCGAUCUGUUGAUGCAGCUGGUUUCCGAAGGGCGUCCUUGGAUCGGUGCAGAUGGUAUGGAGCUGCUCUCACUUCCUUGCAGAUCUGGGACGGCCUUCAGCCUGACCAAGCGCCUGCCACCGCGGCCGUUCAUGUGGCCAGAGUUGCAACGGUCCUCCUCCAUACAACUCUCACCAGCUUCGCGACAGCUUGUCCUGCCAGAGGAGCGUCGGAGGAAAAGGAGGUGUUGGAGCUGGGAGCUCGAUGGGGCGCUUGCUGCGAUGUCUUGCAGCAUCCUUCGCGAUCUCGAGAGCAACGUUGCAACACGACUGGGCAUGUGGGCAUUUCGAGUGCCUCGCGUUCAGGUUUCGUCAAGUGGUUCUGCUUUCGGCGAACCAAAGGCUGCGAACACCAAAGACAGGCUCGCUGUGCAAUGCUGCUUGCUGCCGUCACCGAUGGAGCUGACAGGAUCCGGCCUAGAGGAAUGGGAGACUCGGCACUUGACGUGGGCGGCCGAGAGGUCGAAGGAAAUUCCACGAUGUCACAUUUAA
Messenger RNA from Symbiodinium necroappetens, 3223 nucleotides. The record is from the annotation of a GenBank genome assembly. Lineage: Eukaryota; Dinophyceae; Suessiales; Symbiodiniaceae.